AUGGGUUAUGAUUUAUCUCCUUUACAAAAAGAAUUUAUUUCAGGGAUAACCACAGGCUGCAUAACUACAAUCGUCGUUCAUCCACUAGAUUUGAUAAAAGUUAGAUUACAAUUAUCAGCUACAGGACAAGGUAUAAUCCCCAAUAUAAACAACAUAAAACGAAAUAGAUAUAGACUCGUCUUAGAAAACAUUAUUAAGCAUGAAAAGAAACCAUUUGGAAAAUUACUGACUGUUAAAGAAAUUUAUAGAGGAUUAGGAAUUAAUAUCCUAGGAAAUACAAUUGCAUGGGGUCUAUACUUUGGAUUAUAUAGACAAUCAAAAGACAUAUUAUAUAAUGUUUACCAUAAGAAUAAUAUUCAAGAUGCCGGAUUUUAUAGAGGGAAAGAGGAAAAUUCUACCGUUGAAAAUAUAAUACAUGAUCAAAAAAUGUCACCAAUUAUGUAUUUAUCAGCAGGAGCAAUCAGUGGUUUAAUCACUUCAGUAGUGACAAAUCCAAUUUGGGUAUUGAAAACAAGGAUUAUGUCAACAAGUAAAUAUGCAGAAGGAUCAUAUGUUUCUAUUAUCCAUGGCUUCAAAACUUUGUUAGAGAAGGAAGGUUUGAAAUCUUUUUGGAGAGGUACAUUGCCUGCAGUAUUAGGAGUUUCUCAAGGUGCUAUAUACUUCAUGGUAUAUGAUACACUUAAAUAUAAAUACAGUUCACUGCCACAUAAUAGAUUUGUUCAAUCAGGUAAACUAAACUCUAAAGAGUCCAAUAGUAAAUCCGAGUAUAAAUUAAAAAAUUUGGAAAUUAUUGGCAUAACAUCUUUAAGUAAAAUGCUAUCAGUAUCCUCAGUUUACCCUUUCCAAUUAUUGAAGUCUAAUUUGCAAAGUUUCAAGGCAGUGAAUCAUAAUUAUACCUUGAUUAAUUUGGCCAAAAAUAUAUUCAAAGAGAAAGGGUUGCUUGGAUUAUACACAGGAUUAUCGGCAAAUUUGUUAAGAGCAAUACCGUCAACCUGUAUUACAUUUUGCAUUUAUGAAAACUUCAGAAACUGGAUAUAA
This is a messenger RNA of Tetrapisispora phaffii CBS 4417, 1038 nucleotides long. It is a transcript of the gene FLX1, whose product is annotated as flavin adenine dinucleotide transporter FLX1. The record is from RefSeq and is a predicted model, not a curated record. NCBI's taxonomy places the organism in Eukaryota, Fungi, Ascomycota, Saccharomycetes, Saccharomycetales, Saccharomycetaceae. Gene Ontology annotation, biological process: nucleotide transport; folate import into mitochondrion. The coding region runs from base 1 to 1038 and encodes 345 amino acids. Gene Ontology annotation, cellular component: mitochondrion. The transcript has a single exon. Gene Ontology annotation, molecular function: FAD transmembrane transporter activity; folic acid transmembrane transporter activity.